CUUUAAACAUGACCCGGAAGUUAAACGUGACUAAUGCUUCCUCGGUUCACGCACGGAAUCACGCUCACGUGCAGUAAAUCGUUUUAUAACAUGGGAGAAGUGGAAGUGGUUGCUGGAAGUUACGAGCAGAUAGUUUUUGGUUAUCGAGUGUGCCCCAGUGAAGAGGAAUGGAGAAUAGAGCCAGUCUUCACACACCAUGCUCAUACAGCAUCCCUGUCUGCAGUAGCAGCUAGUGAGCAGUUCAUUGCCACAGGCAGCAAAGAUGAAACAGUUCAGCUCUAUGACAUGAACACAAGAACUGAACAUGGAGCCUUGUUGCACCAUAGUGGUACUGUCUCGUGUCUGGAGUUCUAUGGUACCUCCCAUUUACUAAGUGGUGGGGAAGAUGGUCUUCUGUGUGUAUGGAGCACAAAGACAUGGGACUGUUUAAAAACAAUCAAAGCACACAUGGGCCAUGUAACUUCUCUGUCAGUACAUCCAUCUGGGAAACUUGCACUCUCUGUUGGAACAGACAAGAAAUUGAGAACAUGGAAUCUAAUAGAUGGAAGGUCAGCUUUUGUCAAGAACAUAAAGCAAGAUGCGCAGUUAGUGCUGUGGUCACCGGUUGGGGAUAAAUAUGUUGUAGUUAUGCAUGAUAAAUUGGACAUCUACAGCCUGGAGUCUGCUAGCAUUACAGGCACCCUUACCUAUCAAAAGAGGAUUUCAUCCAUCAAGUUUUUGAAGAAUACACUGCUGGCUGUGGCAGGAGAUGACGAAUAUGUGAAGGUAUACGAUCUGCUCUCUGAAAAGUGCAUUUGUGAGUUCAGAGCUCAUGAGAACAGGGUAAAAGCAAUGGACAGCUUUUUGAUUGAUGAGUUGUGUGUGCUGGUCACAGCAUCUAAUGAUGGAUUCAUCAAGCUGUGGAAGUUCAAUUUGGAGAGCCCAGAGGUGGUAUGUCUACUGAGCCAGGUGAACACCACAGCUCGUCUCACCUGCUUAUCUGUAUGGAGACCCAAAACAGGGAGAGAACUCUCAGCAGAGCAAAUCACCCAGUCAGCAAGCAUGCUGUCAGCUGAUAAGGAGGCUCUUCUGUCCCCUACAAGCAAAAGAGUGAGAAAUACAGAGAAGGUGGUUUCACAACACUUCUCCAUCAGAAAACCACCCAAAAAGAAUAAAAAACAGAAAGUGCAAUAAACUUGCAUUGUUUAAAAUGA
Messenger RNA from Pygocentrus nattereri (red-bellied piranha), 1193 nucleotides. It is a transcript of the gene pak1ip1, whose product is annotated as PAK1 interacting protein 1. The coding region runs from base 34 to 1173 and encodes 379 amino acids. The transcript is spliced from 11 exons. NCBI's taxonomy places the organism in Eukaryota, Metazoa, Chordata, Actinopteri, Characiformes, Serrasalmidae. Gene Ontology annotation, molecular function: protein binding. The record is from RefSeq and is a predicted model, not a curated record.